AUGAGUGAGGAAUUCGGAUGCACUAACCCAGGUCUGACCAGUGGCAAUGGCAAUAUUAAUGGCAACCUUAUCCCGGCCAGCGCACUCUCACCACUUCACCGCUGCGGCAUUUUCGAGAACGUACAAACCUUGACAACUGAGCCAUUUCGCGAGUGGGAAGCACAUCUCCGGCGACACAAUACGCUGAUGGCCUUGUCUGGCCCGGGUUUUCGACCCAAUCUGGCAGCAUGGGAGAUAAGAAAACAACGUUGGGGUGGUCCGCACUGGCGGUUCUACGGCAGCGUGAAUAGAUUCGAUUCCUGGCUUCUCUGGUGCAUGCCCGCCGAUGUCAUUAUUGUGUUUCCGCGGCGAUGCCAUCUCGACUUCUUUGCUGCCUUCCUUCCAACAUGCAUCUCCUCGCCACGCCACGCUACGCCGAGCGGUGAGCGCCAUCAUGACGAAGAGAAAACCGAGGCCUUGGGAUGCUGGGCCGUUGGAGCGAAAUGGAGGGAUGCUGUGCUGUGCUGUGCUCCCCCAACUUCCUUCAUGUCUAUCCUAAGCCCUACACUUCUCGCAAUGAGCGUCACUGCUGCUUCAGUAACGCCCGCCGAUGCGGUGCGGCGGACAUCAGCUGCCGUCCUUGCUCCACCUACGCCCCCAGACAGUGGCAGUGAGAAGGCCGAGUCGGAAUCAGAAAGCGUGGACAAUGACUUCCCUUUGCCUCCGACAUCCUCUGAGCCGACGGAAGUUCUUGAACUCGACAAGAAGACACCAGAUGGCUGGUUACCACGAGACCCCAGGCUCAUUCGCUUGACCGGAGUACAUCCUUUUAACGUCGAGGCACCUCUGUCAGACUUGUACAACGAAGGAUUUCUCACCAGUCCCGAGCUAUUCUACGUACGAAACCAUGGCCAUGUUCCUCGAGUCAGAGAUGAGGAUAUACCUGACUGGACAUUCAGCAUAGAGGGCAUGGUUGAGCAUCCAAUCACCCUGACCUUCCGUGAAUUACUAGAGCAAUACGAGCAACAUACAUAUCCAAUCACUUUGGUUUGUGCCGGUAACCGUCGCAAGGAGCAAAAUGUGGUACGCAAAACGAAAGGCUUCUCUUGGGGAGCAGCCGGAGUUUCGACGGCCAUAUUUACUGGCACGCUCAUGUCUGAUGUAAUCAGAAGAGCCAAACCCAAACGUGGAGCGAAGUACGUCUGCAUGGAAGGAGCCGAUAAGCUACCGAACGGCUACUAUGGCACUUCAGUCAAGCUGAACUGGGUCAUGGACGAGAAUCGUGGCAUGAUGCUGGCCCACAAGAUGAACGGCGAGAUGCUACGUCCCGACCAUGGAAAGCCUUUGAGAGCAGUAAUACCUGGCCAGAUCGGUGGUCGCAGCGUCAAAUGGCUCAAAAAGCUCAUCGUCACUGCCGAGCCCAGUGACAACUGGUAUCACAUCUACGACAACAGAGUAUUGCCGACUAUGGUGUCGCCUGAGGAGUCUGCAAACGACCCAAAAUGGUGGAUGGACGAGAGAUACGCCAUCUACGAUUUGAGCACGAACUCGGCCAUAGCUUAUCCUGCACACGAAGAACAAUUAUGUCUCGUGGGUGCACCAAAGAACUACCGAGUCAAAGGCUAUGGUUAUGCAGGUGGAGGAAGAAGAGUCACAAGAGUCGAGAUCUCUCUAGACAAAGCCAAGACAUGGCGCCUUGCCAACAUCGACUACGCAGAAGAUCGAUACAGAGAUGCGCAACCGCAGAACUUGUAUGGCGGGACGCUCGAUUUUGGUUGGCGAGAGAACAGCUUCUGCUGGUGCUUCUGGAACCUUGAUAUCGCUGUGGAAGAGCUCGCCGACGCCAAAGACAUCCUGGUGCGAGCUAUGGACGAGAGUAUGAAUCUACAACCGCGUGAUAUGUACUGGAGCGUCCUUGGAAUGAUGAACAAUCCUUGGUAUAGAUUGACGAUCAGUAAAGAGAAUGACUGCCUUCGCUUCGAGCAUCCGACUCAACCUGCCCUGAUGCCUGGUGGCUGGAUGGAGCGGGUGAAGAAGGCCGGUGGUAACCUGACAAAUGGCUACUGGGGCGAGCAAAUUGGCGGCGAGAGCGCUGCUGAACCAGUCACCCAAGCUGCUGGUGAAGUGACGAUGACGAACGAAAAGAGUGACACGAAAAUCACGAUUGAUGAAUUACGAAAACAUGAUACCGAGCAGUCACCAUGGUUCGUUGUCAAUGGAGAGGUCUACGACGGACUAAAAUUCUUGGAAGGCCAUCCUGGUGGUGCUCAAAGUAUUAUUUCUGCAGCUGGGUUGGAUAGUACGGACGAAUUCAUGGCUAUUCGUAACGAAACAGCAAAAGCAAUGAUGCCAACCUACCACAUCGGCACCCUCGACGAAGAAGGCCGCAAAGCUCUCUCCGGCGAAGACAUCCAACCAGAUGAGGAUACAUCAGCACGGCCACUCUUCCUCGACUCCAGAACCUGGCGCACAGCAAUCCUCCACUCCAAACAAACCAUAUCCCACGACACAAGAAUCUUCAAAUUCAAACUCGACCACGACGAACAAAUCCUCGGUCUCCCCACCGGUCAACAUCUCAUGAUCCGUCUCCGCGACCCGGUAACACGAGAACCCAUAAUCAGAAGCUACACCCCAAUAUCCCCACCCACACAAAAAGGCUACAUGGACGUCCUCAUAAAAAUCUACUUCCCUUCCCCUUCCUCAACCCAUCCCCAAGGCGGAAAAAUGGGCAUGUCCCUAGAAACCCUCCCACUCGGCCAUCCCCUAGCCUUCAAAGGCCCCAUCGGAAAAUUCGAAUACCUCGGAAACGGGCUCUGCAAAAUCAACCAAAAAAUCCAACCAACCCCCAUCAAAACUUUCUACAUGAUCGGCGGAGGCAGUGGGAUCACACCCAUCUACCAAGUCUUACGCGCGGUAAUGCAGAAAAAAGACGAUCCGACGAAAUGCGUCGUUCUGGAUGGGAAUCGAUUUUUCGAAGAUAUUCUGUGUAAAGACGAGCUGGAUGGGUUGGCGGCGGAGAAUUCGGAGCGGUGUCAAGUGCUUUAUACGUUGACAAAGGCGCCGGAGGGAUGGGGUGGGUUGAGAGGAAGGAUUGCUGCGCCUUUGUUGAAGGAAUUUGUUGAUCGGAAGGUUCAUGGGGAGGGAGGAGAAGCGAUGGUGCUGAUUUGUGGACCGGAAGCGUUGGAGAAGAGUUGUCAUCAGGCUCUGGUGGAGAUUGGGUGGAAAGAUGAUGAGCUCUUCGUGGCGUUCUGGUCGUACAUGAAUUAUAUAUGGUCUGCGGGGAGUGCAAGUGCGGCGGAAUGGCGAUGUUGUCUCGCUGGCAGCGCCGUGUCGCUCUUGAUGAUUGAAUGGACACUGAAUCACGAAGCUUGUAUCCACGAGCAUCUCAUGAGCAAAUUCCAAAGAGCCUCUUCGUUCGCCCUGCUUCGCCACAGAUCCAGGUACUGUAUGGGUAUCAUAAAUCAAACGCCUUUUGUGCCUUUUCUCAUGCCAUCGCCCUUUGACCUCGUUGCACACAGCAGCGAACAACAAUCUUAUGCUAUUUCAGCUCAGUCGCCUCCAUUCGCCUCCAUUCGCGCUCAAAUGGAUCCGCACCUACCUUGGCCGCCACAGUUGCUCGAUACACAAAUCCUGGUGCAAAAUCAAAGUCUUUGUAAGCUGCAAAUAAAACUACCAGGCCGAAACGGUCAGGGCCAGAUCUCGCUCGUUCCGUAGGCCGCCGGUCCGAGGUGUAACGUAUCACUCAAUCCGCCCGCGGCUUCUUCGACUCGUGCUCGUCGAAGUUCAGUUCGUCUUCAUCUGCAUGCUCGUCGAAAGAGCGCUUGCCACGAAGGGAGCCAUUGGGUGUUUCGUCCUCGGCCGGAAGGGAAGGCUUCUGGAUGCCAUCGUAGAAGUUGUUGUUCUCCUCAUCUGGUAGUGGCUCGUUCGUUCCUUCAGC
Messenger RNA from Pseudocercospora fijiensis CIRAD86, 3916 nucleotides. RefSeq lists its product as uncharacterized. Gene Ontology annotation, molecular function: molybdopterin cofactor binding; molybdenum ion binding; oxidoreductase activity. Bases 1 to 3693 code for a protein of 1230 amino acids. The record is from RefSeq and is a predicted model, not a curated record. The transcript is spliced from 14 exons. NCBI's taxonomy places the organism in Eukaryota, Fungi, Ascomycota, Dothideomycetes, Mycosphaerellales, Mycosphaerellaceae.